Molecule: messenger RNA, 405 nt
Organism: Capsicum annuum
Lineage: Eukaryota; Viridiplantae; Streptophyta; Magnoliopsida; Solanales; Solanaceae
Exons: 2
Coding region: 1-405 (134 amino acids)
Source: RefSeq, a predicted model, not a curated record
AUGUACUUGAAGGACAUGGUGACUAAAAAAGUAAAGCAACUGGAUGUUGAUACCAUAACACUUAUUAUGGAGUGCAACUCAGUGGUAUUGCAGAAGAUUGCCAUGAAGUGUAAGGAAUCAGGGAGUUUCACUCUCCUUAUUCAGAUUGGUGACAGCCCAGUGGUCCAUGCACUGUACAAUUUAGGGGAAUGCAUUAAUUUGAUGCUCUUAUCAAUGUUAAACACUCUUGGUGUUGGGAAGCUGAGACCAUGCUCUGUGCUACUCCAAAUGGAUGACCGAAAAAUAGUCCAUUUGGAAGGAAUCAUUGAGGAUGUGCUCAUCAAGGUUGAUGGGAAGUCUGAGUAUUGGAAAUCAAAGCUAAGGAACAUGAAGAAUAUUAAUUAUGGGGUCCCCAAACCCUCUUGA